AUGUCAGAUAAUGAGAAGAUUAAUCAUCUGCUGGAAAGAGCAGGCCCAGUGCGCCUGUCUCCGGAGGAAGAGAGGCUGCAGUGGUCUAUAAAGAGAAAGCCGUGGUCUACAGGGGGCUCUGCACUCUCUGUGCACUGUGUGUGUGUGUUGGCUGGAGACUGGGUAAGAGAUACUUCAGCAUCCAGACCGUGCAACAAAAGAGUCCUGAGACCCGGCCACCACUCAAAAGCGGCGUUGAGAGAAACCAAUAUCAUUACUGGCAAUGCAAGAGUAUGCGCGCUGAAAAGGCCAGAGAGUGAAUGGAGCCCGAUGGGUUUUCACCGAGGUCAAGAGGGGCAGCGCUAG
Xyrichtys novacula (pearly razorfish) is the source of this 345-nucleotide messenger RNA. NCBI's taxonomy places the organism in Eukaryota, Metazoa, Chordata, Actinopteri, Labriformes, Labridae. The record is from the annotation of a GenBank genome assembly.